UGUUUCUUGGGAAGAGAGCUUAUCUCUCUUUCUUCUGUCUCCCCAUGAGAAAAAUGUGGAUGAAGUUUCUUUUUGCUCUUCUUCUUCUGCAUGUAACAGCUGCAAAGGAACCUGAGCUGCAAUAUGUCCUGAUGGUGCCUGCUGUCCUCCAAACUGAGUCUCCAAGUCGAGUUUGCCUGCAGCUCCUUAACCUCAAUGAGACAAUAUCUGUAAGAGUCAUCCUAGAAUACGGUGCUGUUAACACCACUAUUUUUGAGCAAACCAUGACAACAAGCAAUGGUCUACAGUGCUUCAACUUCAUGAUUCCUCCUGUCAAUUCUGCCCUAUUGGCUUUCAUUUCCUUCUCUGCCAAGGGCAUCACUGUCAGCCUAGAAGAGCGGCGGUUGGUGAUGAUUUGGAACAGAGAGAGUAUUGUCUUCGUACAGACAGACAAACCCAUCUACAAACCAGGACAAAGUGUGAUGUUUCAUGUUGUUACCCUGGAUUUCAAUUUUAAACCUGUUCAAGAAACGUACCCCUUAAUUGCAAUUCAGCUGGACAUAGAGGGCUGCCUGUCUCAAGUUUUCAGCUCUAACAUCUUUGAGCUAAAUUGCACUGGUUACAUGAGGAAUCUUGAUGUGAAAGCCAUUGUCACAGAGAAAGGAACAGGCCUGCAACUUACAGUUACUCGGUCUAUUUCCAUAACUUGGGUGAUGAGCAGUAUACAGUUUGAGAAUGUGGAUCGCCACUACAAAAGAGGAAUUCCUUACUUUGGACAGAUGAAGCUGCUGGACAAUGACUACUCUCCUAUUUCCAACGAGGUUAUUCAGCUAUUCAUCAAUAACAAGAACACAACUUCACCGCUGAUGAGAACGGCAACUUAUAAAACCAAUGAGGAGUGCUACUCUGAAAGCUGGAUAGAGCCUUCCUACCCUGAGGCAUUUCUAUCCAUCCAGAGCUUCUACUCUUGGACUGACAGUUUUGUGAGGAUUGAGCCUUUGUGGAAAGAUUUGAGCUGUGGGCAGAAGAGGAUGAUCACUGUGAACUAUGUCUUGGACACGGAAGGAUACAAGAGCAUUAACAUCAUGAACUUCUACUAUGUGACCAGUAACAAGGACUCCAGUAGGAGCAGCAGCAGUGGCAGCUCUAAGCAUGCCCUAAGGCUGAUGUUCAAGCUUUUGAAGCCAUCUCAGUUUACAUGUCCUGUCAAUGGCAUGGCAAGAGGCAAGAUUAUCCUUACAGGGGAAACUGAAGUUAACAUCCAAGCUGACAAAAAUGGCACUUUCACCAUCCCACUUGUGGUCAAUGAGAAAAUGGCUCCAGUCCUUCGUUUGCUGGUCUAUACCUUACACCCUGCCAAGGAGCUAGUGGCAGACAGUAUCCGAUUUCCAGUUGAGAAGUGUUUCAAAAACAAGGUCCAGCUGCAAUUCUCUAAGAAGCAGAUGCACUCAGCUUCCAAUGUCAGUUUAGUCAUUGAAGCUGCUGCCAACUACUUUUGUGCUGUGAAGGCAGUGGAUCAGAGCGUGCUGCUCCUGAAGUCUGAGGUGGAGCUGUCUGCGGAAAAGAAUGUGCACCAGCUCCUCCAGAUGCUAUUUGGCUGUGGGGAGCAGAACAUGGUCCUAUUUACACCCAACAUCUAUGUUCUGUACUACCUGAACAUUACAGGGCAGCUGAGUGAGGAGGUCAAAUCCAAGGCCAUCGGAUACUUAGUGAGCGGCUAUCAGAAGCAGCUGUCAUACAAAUGUCCCGAUGGGUCCUACAGCAUCUUUGGCAUCAUAGAUAAAGAAGGGAACACCUGGCUCACUGCCUUUGUGUAUAAAUCAUUUGCACAAGCUAGUCAUUUCAUCUAUAUUGAUGACUACGUCCAGGCUCAAACCCUGAUGUGGCUGGCAAGCAAACAGAAGCCAGAUGGCUGUUUCCGAAACGUUGGGACACUAUUCAACAAUGCCUUGAAGGGAGGAGUAGAUGAUGAGCUGUCACUUUCUGCCUACAUCACCAUUGCAAUGCUAGAAGCUGGGCACUCCACAUGGUACCCUGUAGUUCGAAAUGCCUUUUUUUGUCUGGAGUUUGCUUAUGAGAAGAGUAUCAGUGAUGUUUACACUCAAGCACUCAUGGCCUAUGCUUUCUGCUUAGCUGGUAAGGUGGAAAAAUGUGAAUCAUUCCUCAGAGAGUUACAGAAAUUGGCAAAGGAAGAUGGUGAGUUUUAUCCAUUUGGAAAAUUUGGUAAGCAGGAAGAGGGAACAGAUCUUACUGUUGGUACCUGGUCCAACUUUGACAAUAUUGAGAGUAUCACCACAUGA
Messenger RNA from Colius striatus (speckled mousebird), 2279 nucleotides. RefSeq names its product ovostatin-like. Lineage: Eukaryota; Metazoa; Chordata; Aves; Coliiformes; Coliidae. The record is from RefSeq and is a predicted model, not a curated record.